Molecule: messenger RNA, 823 nt
Organism: Nicrophorus vespilloides
Lineage: Eukaryota; Metazoa; Arthropoda; Insecta; Coleoptera; Silphidae
Product: protein lethal(2)essential for life-like
Exons: 2
Coding region: 132-743 (203 amino acids)
Biological process (GO): response to heat; protein refolding
Molecular function (GO): structural constituent of eye lens; protein folding chaperone
Source: RefSeq, a predicted model, not a curated record
AAUGACUGAAAUAGAUUUUUCGGGAAGAACACUAGUAUGUAUAAAUGCAAGAGCUGAGAUUCCCUAUGAACACAGUCUCUGCUUGAUCUGCUUCUCUGCUUGAUCUGUUACAAUAAUAAAACAGUAAAGAUAUGUCUUUGGUGCCAAUGAUGUUUCGCGAUUGGUGGGAUGAUCUGGAGACUUCGCGUCCGUCGCGUCUCCUGGACCAGCACUUCGGCACCGGUCUGAGGAUGGACGACCUCCUGAACUCGAUGUCGCUGCGCAACAGCCGUUACUACAGGCCGUGGCGUACGGUCACGGGCACGACAGCUUCUUCUGCUGCCGGACCCCUCGCCCGUCAAGACUCCGGCUCGACGAUCGCCAACGACAAGGAAAAGUUCCAGGUCAUCCUCGACGUGCAGCAGUUCUCGCCGUCCGAGCUCACCGUCAAGAUCACGAACAACAGCAUCGUCGUGGAGGGAAAGCACGAGGAGAAGCAGGACGAGCACGGCUUCAUCUCGAGACACUUCGUGAGGCGUUACAUGCUGCCCGCCGAUCACGACGUCAAUGAUGUCGUCUCCUCUCUGUCCUCCGACGGAAUAUUGACGGUGACGGCGCCGAAGAGGACCCAGAAACCUGCUGCCGUCGAUCGUGUCGUGCCGAUUACCCAAACCGGUCCAGCCAAAUCGACGGUCACAGAAUCUGCCGCCGCCUCCUCCUCUUCAUCCACCUGCCAACCCACCGUCGAACAUCCACCCAAUUAAAUCCAUCACCACAAACACCUCCUAAAAUAGAUUGAUUCAAUUAUUUUUGUAUUAUUCAAUAAAUCAAACCAACGACAUUC